AUGUCGCAGCUGGGCUGCGUAGCGAGUUGUCGGUAUUUGGAGGUGAACAGCGCCUGGGCGUUUGCGACUCUCCGUGAGGUGGACGGACAACUCUUUCGGGCUCUCGAAGAGCGCUGUCUCAGCGGUAGUGGGUGCCUUCUCGUCGAUGCCACGCCACAGCAGCUUGCGAACCUAACAUGGGCCUUCGCGACUGUCGGGCAUGGCUCCGAAGGCGAACUAUUUGAGCUGGUCGCGCGGGAAGCCCGCCCCAAAUUGGGCGAUUUCUCCAUGCAGGGCAUUGCGAACCUCGUUUGGGCUUUUGCAACUGCCGGCGUGGAUGCGACGGAGCUUUUCCAGGCAGUGGGCGAUAAGCUGAUGUCGGAUGGUGGGAGGCUCCUCGAUCGAAGCCCGGAUGCGCAGAUCGCGUUUGGUGUCGAUCUGACCGCCGUGCUGCAAAGUUUCCGCGCCAGAGGCUUCACACAUCCUGUGAUGCACUGGGCCCAGACUGAGGGCCUGCGCCAGCUGGGACAACACCUGGACCUGACCAUCGUCGGCUCCUUAUCCCCCGCGCCCAGGUCGUUGGGCACCCUGCCUGACAUGCCAGAGUUCGUUUUCAACGAUGAGGAUCGUUGUGUGGUGUUAAAGCCUCCGGGCUGGCAGGUGGACACGGAGGGCGACGAAGAGGAUUUCAUCGAGGAAGCACACUCCGCGCGGGAGAUGCUCUCCGGCUUCAUGAUCUCCACUUUCUCCGGCAUGCAGCUUCCAAUUCUGACGGACCGCCGUUGCAAGAAGGGCUUCCUUCACAGGUUAGAUGUACCAAGCUCUGGCCUGAUCUUGGCAGCAAAGACGUACGACGCCUACUUCGAUUUGCUUGGGCAGCUGGCAUGUGGCAACAUCUCUCGCGAUUACGUCGUGAUGCUGCAUGGCUUCCUGGCUGCGUCACGAGGAAUUUUCCAGGUCUCCUUGGACAAGGACGUGGGUGCCACGUGGUCCGCCAAGAGCGCUGUGCUAGAAAGUGGAGGCAAAGCCUCCUCCACACGAUUGCGCGUGGGCGGCUAUGUUUUCGCACAGCAGCACCAGCCGCUGACCAUCGUGGCGAUGCGGAUUGAUUCCGGGCGGCGGCACCAGAUCCGAGUGCAGUCUGCCUACGCUGGCCAUCCCACAGUGACGGAUCGUCGCUACACAGUGGAGCUUGUCUACGACGCUGACGCCCGUUGGUGCAAGCGCAACUUCCUGCAUCGUUUCAGCUUGGCAUUCUGCGACUCGGAGGGUGCCCACCAGAGUGCCAGAGCAGCACUGCCGACGGACCUUCGCGAGGUUAUGUGGCACGUAACACCCAAAGAAAU
Messenger RNA from Symbiodinium sp. CCMP2456, 1325 nucleotides. The record is from the annotation of a GenBank genome assembly. NCBI's taxonomy places the organism in Eukaryota, Dinophyceae, Suessiales, Symbiodiniaceae.